Messenger RNA from Closterium sp. Yama58-4, 2859 nucleotides. NCBI's taxonomy places the organism in Eukaryota, Viridiplantae, Streptophyta, Zygnematophyceae, Desmidiales, Closteriaceae. The record is from the annotation of a GenBank genome assembly.
AUGUCACGGCCUACUCAGCCUGAUUUUCCAAAACUCAGUAAAACUACCACGUCAGUAACCUCUAUGCAAAAUCGUUUGUCAGAAAAUCUCGCGGCCGCGGCGCUCGCAGCCGUGGAAGAGGAGCAUCGGCGACUAGUUGGCGACUUUUUCAAUACCGCCUCAACAGGUCCACGAGUCGGAGGAUCACGCGAGGUUCCGAAGUCUGCUGAUGGAGCUAUGUUGUGUGGCACUGCAGCUGAAUUGGGUUCGGAGCUGUGCGACAUGGCAUUAAUGGCGGGACCUGUAAUGAUGAGCAGGGAUCAAGGUAGUAAUGAGUAUGCAAUUGGUCCAGAAUUCCGCAUCCCCGACUUCUCCCGUGUCGCUGACGUCGCUUCGGCUGAGCGUGGAUCUCUCAGCGCGACCUUGGCACCGGCCUCGGCCGUUUCCUCCAGUCGCUUGCCUACGUUGCAUCCGUUGAACAGCGUUGUAAUGGGUGGAAGGUCGGAACCCAUGCACUCCACUAAUAACGUUGCUGCGAUGCUCCUUUCCAACUGUCCCGAGAACGCUGCCUCGGCAGCUGCGGGGAUGUUGACGGCAGCAGUAGCCGCGACAUCGGCCAGCGCGUCGUCCUUGGACUCGCUCUCUCGCUUCAUGACCGCUUCCAGCCUUCCGGUUUCUUCCCACAGCCCCUCCCAGCGAUUGCCGGGGUCCGCGACGGCAAUUCACGAUGGCAGCACCCAAGCAGCGCGCCCGAGAUUACUGGGACAGAAUAGGGUACCUUCUAGCCCCAGCUGCACUUUCCAGAUGGUCCGUAGCCCAGUGCAAGUGGGGGCUAAUGGCGGAGCCGGUCUUGGGGCUCAACCCAAUGAUCAGUCAGGCGCGGGUGCUUCUGUAGCGGGCGCGGAACCAUCUGAGCGGGCAUCUGCUGCCACGGAUGCACUUGACCCACAACGGCCAGCAACCACCAACGCGGCGGUGGAGGGCAGAGGUCAAAGAGCAGUAGUGCCAGGAGCUACAGGAGUGAAUGCGAUGGAAAAUUCCGCCGCGCAAGGUCUGCAUGUAACGCCAAUUGGCAGGGCGGUUCGAGCCGUGGGAGAAUGGGCGACGGAGGCAGGAGGAGGCGAUGUGUUGACGCAGGGCAUGACCGGCUGCCGUAUGCUGGUGCCAGGAGCGGGGCAGACGCUCGCAAACGCCGGGCUGACGUCAUGCUCGACUUCGUGGGGACUGAGAAAGGGGCACGCAUCGGGAGUCGUGGAGCCGCGGAUGGCGAAUCAUGUGGGGAAGGAUGCGCUGCUGCAGCAGCUGUGGAUGCAGCAGCUGGGGCUGCAGGAGCAGAAGGAGGCCGGGGGGAUGAGCGCACGCGAUGGUGGAGUGGACAAGGGUGCGCAGAUGGAGGCAUGGUCGGCAGCCAUGGGGGCAGGAGGGCGCGAGCAGGGAGAGGCGGCGAGAGUGCAGGGUGAGGCGGGCCGUGCGUGGCACAGCGACAAGGAACUCAUGGCGCAGCAGAUGAUGGCGUUGCAAGGCCUGCUCGCUGUCGGUGACUUCUCCACACUGGCACGGCCUAGAGGCGACGGCCUGCAGCAGCAAAUCGGACAGCAGCAGCAGCAGCAGCAGCAAGGCCAACAGCGCCCACAGCUGAUGAGGCAACUUGAGCCGACUCUGCAUCAGAAGGCUCAGGGUGAUGGCAUGCAAGAAAGCCGAGCAAUGCAGAGCAAUCGGAACGCACAGAGCCCUGGGGAUGCGUGGCAAUUCGGUGUAUUGGAGGGGUCAGUGGCGCAAGGGCGGGAGGAGGAGGGGCGAGAAGGGGGAGGGCUUGUGGCGACAAUCGUUAGGCAGAGCAGCAUGCAGGUAGGGGCAGAGGCACACGCGGCGCAAGCACAAAGGGCGCUGGAGGAGGCAGCAAAGCAAAAAGGCGACGCAUGCCUUGAGGGCAGUGUAAGCCUGGGGACACGUGAUUUUGGGCUUGGAGACAGUGGUAAAGAGAAAGUCGACAAGGCAGGAGGAGGUGGUAUGGCGGAAGUAAGGGGAGGGAAAUGGAGACAUGAGAUGGGGAUGAUGGGUUCAAGCUUGAUUGGGCGAGGCGUGAUUAUGGGUGGGAAAGAGAUGAAGAGUACAGGAAGUUUGGGAUUAAGAGGCGGGAUCUUGGGAAGAGGCAGAGUUGGAGGAGAGGAAGGAGCGAGCAGUGGGAGUGAUGGGGACGAUGUUGACGAUGCCUGGGGGCACGCGGGCAUGGAGGAUGGAGCGUUCAUGGAUGGGACCUCGGGAGGACAUGCCAUGGUUGCUGCACGAUGCAGCAGUGCGGCAGCAGAGGAGACGGAGGUGGCAGGGGCGAACAGCGACGACCUUGCUCUGGAAUGGAGCAGGCGAAUGAGAAGGAUGAAGAGCAACCGCGAGUCGGCCAAGAGGGCGCGCAUCAAGCGGCAGCGCCGCCUGCAGGAGCUGGAGGUCCUGACCUCAUCACUGCAGCGGGAGAAUGCUGAUUUGAGUCAGCAAGUGGUUGAGCUGAGUCAGCAGAUGCAGCAGAGCGAGGCACAGAAGGAGGAGCUAGAGAAGGAGGUGGAAGCGCUGCGCGCAUGUGCCCUGGCCAUGGGCACUGGAGGAGCGGCCACACCCACAGCACCCGUCACACACAGCACACGGUCUCCACACACGGCCCCUAACCCCUUCACACUGCCCCCACGCAUGGGUGUCACCACCCAUGCCUCACAGUGUGAACCUCCAGGAGGAGACCGUACCCGCCAGCCCCAUGAGACCACCAGUGUCACUGUAGCCGCACAGGAUGCUGUGGUUGGGGAUGAAGAGGGGAAGGAGGUCGCAGCUGUGGAUGCUGCACUGCUGCCUGUGUGCAUAGACGAGGAUUCAGUCACGGGUUUCGUGUGA